Molecule: messenger RNA, 607 nt
Organism: Myotis davidii
Lineage: Eukaryota; Metazoa; Chordata; Mammalia; Chiroptera; Vespertilionidae
Gene: TMEM11
Product: transmembrane protein 11
Exons: 2
Coding region: 302-607 (101 amino acids)
Biological process (GO): inner mitochondrial membrane organization
Cellular component (GO): mitochondrial inner membrane
Source: RefSeq, a predicted model, not a curated record
CCAUUAAAUCUAGGAAAUCAACAAUGUUUGUAAUGAAGAACAUCAGACUCUGAGCUGUAACCCGAAUUCUUGUCCAAAAUUCAGCACACUGGCAGCGAGCACACGACACAGACUGCCAUUUGGCCUGUCGACGUCUUUGAGACACACUUGCCCACCUAGGAAGGCACAGUGCAGGUACCUGUGUGUUCUGCCACUUGGGUGCCAGCCCGGAUCAGCUCACAGACGCCCCGCCUGUCCCCUUGGGCUCCUUGUCUUCAUUCUCUCGGGGCCCUGCGCACCUGAGUUCUCCGUGCUUGCUGGAAUGGUGAGCUUGUCGGCCACAGACUGUUACAUUGUGCAUGAGAUCUACAAUGGGGAGAACGCGCAAGACCAGUUUGAGUAUGAGCUGGAGCAGGCCCUGGAAGCCCAGUACAAGUACAUUGUGAUCGAGCCCACCCGCAUCGGCGAUGAGACCGCGCGCUGGAUCACCGUGGGCAACUGUCUGCACAAGACCACCGUGCUGGCGGGCACCGCUUGCCUCUUCACCCCACUGGCACUGCCCCUAGAUUACUCCCACUACAUCUCCCUGCCCGCGGGCGUGCUGAGCCUGGCCUGCUGCACCCUCUAA